AAUACAUCUGGUCAAACUCCCUCUGCUCGUUCUGAUUUCUCAGCGGAAUUAAAUGUUUCAACAUUUCAAUGGUCAUUUGGAAACCUUUUAAUUCAAUUAUGGGGUUUAGUUCUUAGCGGACAUACUGCAACAUUAGUUGAUUGUUGCUUUUGGUAA
Molecule: messenger RNA, 156 nt
Organism: Scutellospora calospora
Lineage: Eukaryota; Fungi; Glomeromycota; Glomeromycetes; Diversisporales; Gigasporaceae
Source: the annotation of a GenBank genome assembly